CAUUUCCGAGACAAUUAAGCAGAUAAUAAGGGAAGCUAUCAUUACUCAACACCCAAUGAUUAUUCGCAUUCAUUCUUUUUAUUACUCACUACUUUAACUGUUAAGUUCUUUUAAGGUAGUUUUCUAAUGAUAGCCAAGUGAACAAACCAGACAUCCACAACCUCUGCACUCUCGCCAAUAUAAUACACUAGAGCCCAUCUCACAGCACAGCACAAAGAUGCCUUCUCUCAUUGAGAGGAGAAAGAUCUCCAUCACUCCAAUCCAGACCUCUUCUCCAAUGGCAGAAUCGAAGGAUUCCAAAAAACCCAUCGAGAAAAAUUCUCAAAAAAGCAAGAAGAAAAGCUUUAGAAGCUUCUUCUUCUCAUGCAAAUACCAUCAAACUGCAGUUGAAGUUGAGAAGAAGAAGCAGAAGCCAUUAAAAAGGAUUGGGUGGUCUGGUUCUCUCUGCAAUUUGAGGGAGAGCUCUAAAGUUAUGCAAAGGCCAGAACCAACCAACUCCUCUGAGUCUUAUUCUUCUUCCUCUGUUUCCUCAUCGAAUAAUAAUAAUUUAUCGGCUUCGAUAAAUUCUACAUUGUCUUCAUCAUCAUCAUCAUCUUCUUCACUUGGUGGGUCUUUUAAAGGAAUGCAUUUGAGGAGAUUAUCAGGGUGUUAUGAGUGUAAUAUGGUGGUUGAUCCAGUGACUGGGAUAUCAAAGGUGCCUUCUUUGAGGAGUAAUGCAUUAUUCCCUUGCUCUGAUUGUGGAGAGAUUUUCACUAAAUCAGAGAGUUUAGAGAUUCAUCAAGCAAUUAAGCAUGCAGUAUCAGAGCUGGGACCUGAAGACAGCAGCAGAAACAUCAUCGAGAUCAUCUUCAAAUCAAGCUGGUUCAAGAAACAAGCCCCAGUUUACAAAAUGCACAGGAUCCUCAAAGUACACCAUGCUCAAAAAACCAUCACAAAGUUUGAAAAUUACCGAGAUUCAAUCAAGAACAAAGCCAACAAGCUCUCAAAGAAGCAUCAAAGAUGUAUUGCUGACGGAAAUGAGCUCCUCAGAUUCUACUGCACAUCACUCAAUUGCUCUCUCGGCCUCAAUUCAUCAACCAACCUAUGUGCUUCUAAUUCAAAAUGUGAUGUUUGCAGCAUUAUAAAAGAUGGGUUUAAGCCUGAUGAGCUCGGGAGAAUAAGAACAAUGGCCACUAGCGGGAGAGCUCAUGAUGCUGAUAAGAGAGAGAACAAAGAGAGAGCAAUGCUGGUGUGUAGAGUGAUUGCAGGGAGAGUGAAGAGGAAUGAAGAAGUGAAUUCAGAGGAGUUUGAUUCAGUUGCUGGCAGUAGUAAUGCAGGAGUUUGCUCGAGCUUGGAUGAGCUUUUUGUGUUUGAUACUAAGGCCAUUCUCCCUUGCUUUGUGGUCAUCUAUAGUAGUUUUUAGUUCAAUGGUUUGGUUUGAAUUAGAAUAGGGAUGUAUCUGACUUUGAAUUAGGAUUUGGUUUGCGAACAAGUUGUUUUCUAGCUAAGAAUGAUUGCAUGUUUUAUUUGGGUGAUCUAUACAUAUUGACUCUCUAUUUUGUUGCUAUAA
Molecule: messenger RNA, 1549 nt
Organism: Asparagus officinalis (garden asparagus)
Lineage: Eukaryota; Viridiplantae; Streptophyta; Magnoliopsida; Asparagales; Asparagaceae
Exons: 2
Coding region: 218-1402 (394 amino acids)
Source: RefSeq, a predicted model, not a curated record